AUGGAAGCCGUUGGAAACUCAUCCAAAAUCUUAGAAGAGCUCCUGUCUUUACCAGAAAACAGAAAAAUUCGAAAACCAUUAAUGGAGAAGAAGAGGCGUGCAAGAAUCAAUGAAAGUUUGGAAACUUUGAAAAAUAUCCUGUUAGAAUGUGAUCCAGAUUUGGCCAAUCGUGCCACUCCCAAAGGUUCGAAGCUGGAAAAGGCCGAUAUACUAGAAAUGACUGUAAACUUUUUGAGAAGAAUUAAAAGAAGACCUCAGCCAUAUCCACAUGCUGCGCCAGGCUGUUUUCCUAAUCCUGCGUUGAUCAAUUAUUCGCCGAUGUAUUCAAAAUCCAUGCGCGUGCAGAAUAUUCAGUAUCAGCCCGCACUACCUAUAUUAAACCAAGCACAACUCCCAUACAUGUACCCGUAUGCUGGUAAUAACCCUAAACUGCAAUUUGUUCCGGAUUCUUCGUCAUUAUCCUGCUCUACUGCAAGUCCACUGAUUGAAAAGACAGUUCAAAAUCAAGCUCAACCUGUCUCUUGUCCUGCAUCUCCUGAGUUACAUCAUCAAGUAGUUUCAUCAACAAGUACAGAAGAAAAUGGACACUUAGAUGAAUCCUGGGAUAGCUGUGUGGACGUCGAUGAAGACAGCGAAGAGGUAUGGAGACCUUGGUAA
Sitophilus oryzae (rice weevil) is the source of this 657-nucleotide messenger RNA. RefSeq names its product enhancer of split m7 protein-like. Gene Ontology annotation, biological process: regulation of neurogenesis; regulation of transcription by RNA polymerase II; anterior/posterior pattern specification. The transcript has a single exon. The coding region runs from base 1 to 657 and encodes 218 amino acids. The record is from RefSeq and is a predicted model, not a curated record. Gene Ontology annotation, molecular function: protein dimerization activity; RNA polymerase II cis-regulatory region sequence-specific DNA binding; DNA-binding transcription factor activity, RNA polymerase II-specific. NCBI's taxonomy places the organism in Eukaryota, Metazoa, Arthropoda, Insecta, Coleoptera, Curculionidae. Gene Ontology annotation, cellular component: nucleus.